Molecule: messenger RNA, 1404 nt
Organism: Henningerozyma blattae CBS 6284
Lineage: Eukaryota; Fungi; Ascomycota; Saccharomycetes; Saccharomycetales; Saccharomycetaceae
Product: serine/threonine-protein kinase
Exons: 1
Coding region: 1-1404 (467 amino acids)
Biological process (GO): mitotic DNA damage checkpoint signaling; protein phosphorylation
Cellular component (GO): nucleus
Molecular function (GO): ATP binding; protein serine/threonine kinase activity
Source: RefSeq, a predicted model, not a curated record
AUGGACCUUAAUACAAACUUCAACUUUAUAGAUCCGUAUACUCACACAUACACAAUUAUACAAACCAUAAGCAAACAAACAAACAAACAAACAAACAAACAAACAAUGUCUACGUUAACUAUACCAGUUAUCCAUCAACAACAUAUUCAUGCCACCACCAGCUUAACAUCGAUGCCCACUCACAAGACCACGAAGAAGCAAAAGGAUUUACUCAAUUAUACAAUCCACUCGCGUUUGGGCAAAGGCGCCUUCGCCAAAGUUUACCUGGCUACACACAUUUCUAACCCUAAAAAACUCUUGGCAAUCAAGUCAAUGAGGAAAUCUAUCAAUAAAAAUAAUACUGUCAAGAAUGAAUUAUUAAUCCAUUCAAUUGCUUCUAAUAUCGAAGGCAUCAUUCCUAUCCAUAAUUUCAUUGAAGGUAAAAAACAUUAUUAUCUAAUCAUGGAUUAUAUCCCCAAUGGUGAAUUAUUCGAUGAAAUCAUCAAAUAUACUUUCUUAUCUGAAGCUAAAUGUAAAUUAAUCAUCAAAAAAUUAGCUCAAGUCGUUUUAAAUUUACAUAAAAAGGGGAUCGUCCAUAGAGAUAUCAAACCUGAAAAUAUCCUAUUAAACAAAACCAUGCAAAAAUCAGAAGAUGACGAUUUGGGUAUUUUCUUGGCAGAUUUCGGUCUAAGUACAAUCUUACACCAAGGUCAAACUGCAUUCUCUCCAUGUGGCACUUUAGGUUAUUCUGCUCCGGAAUUAAUCAAGACUGGGUUGGGAAGAUAUCCAUCCGGUUAUGAUAAUAGAAUCGAUAUUUGGGCCAUCGGUUGUGUCCUAUACACAAUGCUUUGUGGAUUCCCACCUUUCUUUGAUGAUAAUGAAUUCGAAGACGCUCAUUCAAGAGAUAGAAUCGCUUACAAGAUCAUCCAUGGUGAUUAUUCAUUCAUUGAACCUUGGUGGAAUGACGUUUCCAAUGAUGCAAAGAGAUGUGUCUCUAAUCUAUUACAAAUUGACCCAGACAAGAGAUGGUCAUUGGAAGACCUAUUAAACGAUCCUUGGCUGAAAGACGAAGAAUCAUGUAUCACAUCACAAUUUCAAAGAGAUGACGAAACUACUUUAGUCGAUUCCUCUUCUUCAUCUGCUUCCUCUUCCACCACUUCAGCAUCUACACUUUCCACAAUGACAGUGCACGAAUUCCAUACUAAACUCACAGAAAAUGGAUUAUUCAACUUACCAAAUUCAAAUAUAGAGAAGAAUUCCACUAUAAAGGAUGCAAGUUCUCUCAUAGCAACUACGCUUACUUAUUCAAGAAAAAUCCGCCAUUCUCAAAAGAGUUCCAUGGUUCAUUCCAUGACCACUUUCUCCCCUGAAAACUUGAGCAUUUCCAAUUCCACAAUCGCUCGUCGAAGAUUCGCAAACAAUUAA